Apis laboriosa (Himalayan honeybee) is the source of this 1475-nucleotide messenger RNA. Its product is annotated as serine/threonine-protein kinase fray2-like. Gene Ontology annotation, molecular function: 3'-5' exonuclease activity; 5'-3' exonuclease activity. The transcript is spliced from 2 exons. The record is from RefSeq and is a predicted model, not a curated record. The coding region runs from base 131 to 943 and encodes 270 amino acids. NCBI's taxonomy places the organism in Eukaryota, Metazoa, Arthropoda, Insecta, Hymenoptera, Apidae.
CUUAGACAUACAUGUAUGACGUAACAGUUUGGCGCAGUUUGCCUAGUGGCCAUUUUGUUUUCAAUCGCACGGCUGACUAAGGUGUCCAUCUAUCCAUUCAGCCUGGCGAGAGAGGCACACAAGCGCAACAAUGGAUUCAAAGCGGCAUGAACGCAGUUCCAAGUCCAAUACAGAUUCACCACCAGCUCCGCCUUCGCCUCCUAUGUAUAGUGCAAGUUAUACAACAUAUGAUGGGUACAAAAACAGAAUGUCAUCACGUCGUUCACCUUCACCUUCGGACUAUAGAAGCAGUAGAACAUCCCGAAAUGAUUCGCCACAGGACAGGCGUAGAAGAAGACGCAGUACUUCAAAAUCUCCACCAAGUAGAUCACACAGACGAUCUCGUUCUCCUGAUAGAGACAAAGAUCGAGAUAGAGAUAGAGAUCGAUCACGAAAAUAUUCUAGAAGAGAUAGAUCAAGAUCUAGAUCAAGAGGAAGAUCACGUUCUAGAGAUAGGAGACGUAGUCGUAGUCGUAAUAGAAGUAAAGAUAGACAUAGAGGCAGAGAAAGCCGUAGAUAUCAUAGAGCACCAUCAUAUGAAUCGGAUAUUGCUGAAGAUAAUACAGAAACAACUAUAUCUCAUCCAGUUGUUCCUCCACAAUCUAAUGCUUUUAAAAAUGAUGGUAGCUUUAUGGAAAUGUUUAAAAAAAUGCAGGAACAAAUGCAACCUGCACAAAAACCAAUGACUUCUGUUUUGGAAGAGAAGACUGUUAUUCCUCCACCUUUAAUGGUAGGAAAGAGGCGAGGAGGCAGAAUUUUAAAAACUGGAAUGGUUGCUAAGCCAAAGACUGAACAAACUGUUGAACAACCUAAGGAUGCCUGGUCACUAUAUAUGGCUGAAGUGAAAAAAUACAGAGAAGUUUGUUGUCAGGAAGAAGACAACACAAGACCAUUGGUUAAAUAGCUGAUUUUAGUUCUAUUUCCUAUUUUGUUACUUUGUUUUAUCUACAAUGAAUGUGCUUUCAAAAGAUGCUGUGUUUUUUUAAUUAAAUUAUGGUUGCAUUUAAAUAUAGAAGAACAGCUAUGAACCAAGUUUAAAUAAGACAUCUACUUGUACUAAAAUUAUUUAAGUUUGAGAAAGCUUUUAAGUACAUCUAUUCAUUAUUUAACAAGAAAAAUCUCUGUAAAAACAUAUACAAGCAAAAUUUUUUCUUUUUUUCAAUUAUUAGAUAGAAUGUACAGUAUAUAUUAAUGAGAAAUUAUAGAUAUAUAUAGUAUCAAAUUAUUAAAUAUUUCAACUUAAAAAAUAUUAUUAAUAUAAUACGGACUGCAAGUGAAGAAGUAAUUAAUGUUUGUGAUAGUGUAUUAAGUGAUGCAAGAGACAAAAGGACUAGAGCGAGAGACAAACAUGUAAAGAGUUUGCCUUGUGGGAAAAAGGGAGGGUGACUGUUUGUAGCGCUUUCAAUAAAUAUAAUAGAUUAAAUAACUUGUAACUU